Molecule: messenger RNA, 3200 nt
Organism: Ceutorhynchus assimilis (cabbage seed weevil)
Lineage: Eukaryota; Metazoa; Arthropoda; Insecta; Coleoptera; Curculionidae
Source: the annotation of a GenBank genome assembly
CAAAAUCGUACACGUACGCUUUUUUGUUUACCUGGCCAAAUCAUGAAUUUUUGAUUUUAAAAGGAGCCGUAAAUUUGCAAAUAAACUCGGAAAUAGUUGCUAGAAAGUGUUUUAAUUUAUUACUUUUCCUUGCCAAUAAGCUAACAGCAAAAUGACGAACGUAGAACAGCCCUGUUACACCCUAAUCAACGUGUCUUCCGAUACAGAGCCCUACAAUGAAAUGCAUCUAAAAAGUGAUUUAGAAAAAGGUGACACAGACCAAAAAAUAGAAGCCCUCAAAAAGACUAUUCGCAUGAUACUAGCAGGAGAACGCCUACCGCCAGGUUUCCUGAUGAUAAUUAUUCGUUACGUACUUCCUUUACAAGACCAUACCGCCAAAAAAUUACUACUAAUUUUUUGGGAAAUUGUUCCUAAAACAACACCAGAUGGUAAACUUUUACAAGAAAUGAUUCUGGUUUGCGAUGCUUACAGAAAAGAUUUGCAACAUCCAAACGAAUUUUUGAGAGGGUCAACUCUGAGGUUUUUGUGUAAACUUAAGGAACCUGAAUUACUGGAACCACUUAUGCCAUCAAUCAGAGCUUGUUUGGAGCACAGACACAGCUAUGUCAGAAGAAAUGCUGUUUUAGCAAUAUUUACUAUUUAUCGCAAUUUUGAAUUUCUAAUUCCUGACGCUCCAGAACUUAUUUCAAAUUACUUAGAUAGCGAACAAGAUAUGUCGUGCAAAAGGAACGCCUUUUUAAUGUUGCUACAUGCUGAUCAAGACAGAGCUUUAUCUUAUUUGAGCUCUUGCUUAGAUCAAGUUACUUCUUUUGGAGAUAUUUUACAACUGGUUAUUGUAGAACUGAUUUAUAAGGUUUGUCAUACCAACCCAUCAGAAAGAUCCAGAUUCAUCCGUUGCAUAUACAAUUUGCUAAACUCUAGUAGUGCCGCAGUAAGAUAUGAAGCUGCAGGCACUCUUAUUACAUUAUCUAGUGCCCCUACUGCUAUCAGAGCGGCGGCUUCUUGUUACAUUGAUUUAAUUGUCAAGGAGAGCGACAAUAAUGUUAAACUAAUUGUUUUGGAUAAGUUGGUUGCCCUUGGCGAACAUCCAACCUAUAACAGGGUUUUGCAGGAUCUCGUUAUGGAUAUACUAAGAGUUUUGAGUAGUCCUGAUUUAGAAGUGAGAAGGAAAACUUUAAAUUUAGCCAUGGAACUAGUGAAUUCUAGAAAUAUUGAGGAAACUGUUUUGUUUUUGAAAAAAGAAGUUUCAAAAACUUUAGAUUCUGAACAUGAAGAUACAGGCAAAUAUAGGCAACUUCUUGUAAGAACUUUGCAUUCCUGCUGUAUUAAAUUUCCUGAUGUUGCUGCCACAGUGAUUCCAGUUUUGGUGGAAUUUUUGUCUGAUACCAAUGAGUUAGCUGCUGCUGAUGUUUUGGUGUUUAUCAGAGAAGCUAUACAGAAAUUUGAAAAUUUGCGAGCACUUAUUAUUGAGAAACUUCUUGAUUCAUUUAAGGAUAUUAAAUCUGUCAAAGUACAUAGAGCCGCCUUGUGGAUUUUGGGUGAAUAUGCCACAUCUGUUCCUGAUAUUGAAGCAGUUAUAAAAGAGAUAACACUUACUCUAGGAGAAGGCUCACUAGUUGCAGCAGAAAAUCGCCUUAACCAAGGAGAUGUUGCGGAAAAUAAACCAGAAGGAGCAAGCAGUAGUGGCCCUGUUGUUACUACUCUAGUAACUUCAGAUGGCACAUACGCUACUCAAUCUGCAUUCAAUUCUGUCCAAAAGUCCACAAAAGAAAAACGUCCACCUAUUCGCCAAUAUAUGAUCGAUGGGGAUUUCUUUAUUGGGGCUUCUUUAGCUUCAACAAUAACUAAAAUAGCUUUAAGAUAUGGCAACCUUGUGACACCUGAAAAACGUAACCGAUUUGAUGCUGAAAUUAUGCUUAUUAUGAGCGGCGUUAUUCAUUUGGGACAAUCAGGUCUACCAACAAAACCAAUCACCAACGACGACCGCGAUCAUAUUUUAUUUUGUCUCAGAGUUUUAUCUGACAGGUCACCAAUCAUUAUUGAAAUAUUUACUGAAUAUUGCAGAAAGGCACUUAACGAUAUGCUGUUGGCCAAGGAAUUAGAGGAAGCUAGCAACCAGAAAGCUAAAGAAAAAAAAGGCACUAAAAUCCAUACAGACGAUCCAAUCAAUUUCUUGCAACUUGAAACAGACAAAGGUGGAGAAUUGGGAGAAAAUGUCUUUGAAACCUCUCUGUCACAGGCAUUGGUUGGUGGACGAACUGGCGGCGGGGAUGGUUUAAGUACCAACAAAUUAAACAAAGUCACGCAACUCACAGGUUUCUCAGAUCCUGUUUAUGCUGAAGCCUAUGUUCACGUUAACCAAUACGAUAUUGUAUUGGAUGUUUUAAUUGUAAAUCAAACUAAUGACACUUUGCAAAAUUGCACAUUAGAAUUAGCAACACUGGGUGAUUUAAAGUUGGUAGAGAAACCACAACCUGUAGUGUUGGCACCUAAAGAUUUUUGCAAUAUUAAAGCAAAUGUUAAGGUUGCAUCUACAGAAAAUGGUAUAAUUUUUGGUAACAUUGUAUACGACAUCACUGGAGCCGCCUCAGAUAGAAAUGUUGUAGUCUUAAAUGACAUACAUAUUGACAUUAUGGACUAUAUAGUGCCAGCCAACUGUAACGAUACUGAAUUUAUGCGAAUGUGGGCUGAAUUUGAAUGGGAAAACAAGGUUACCGUGAAUACUCAGCUAACAGACCUAAACGAAUACCUAAAACACCUAAUUAAAAGCACAAACAUGAAAUGUUUGACUCCGGAAAAAGCAUUAUCUGGUCAGUGUGGAUUCAUGGCUGCCAAUAUGUAUGCAAAAUCUAUUUUUGGAGAAGAUGCUUUGGCUAAUUUGAGUAUUGAGAAGCCGUUUAACAAGCCAGAUGCUCCUGUUCAGGGACAUAUUAGGAUAAGAGCCAAAAGUCAAGGUAUGGCGUUAAGCUUGGGAGACAAAAUCAACAGCAGCCAAAAGGCUCAACAACAAAACAAAGUUGUUGCUGCAUAAAACCAGAUACAGUUGAUGUAUUUUUAUAGUAUUUAAUUUUUUUUUAUUAUUAAAGUAGCAUUCUUGUUGUUAUUGUAUUAUAUUCUCUUAUUCGUUUCAAACAAUAUUAUAUUAUUAUAAGUGUCGAAAGAAUGCAAGGCGCCUGUAAAUAAAAAAUAAUUGCUGAGAA